Closterium sp. NIES-65 is the source of this 3738-nucleotide messenger RNA. Lineage: Eukaryota; Viridiplantae; Streptophyta; Zygnematophyceae; Desmidiales; Closteriaceae. The record is from the annotation of a GenBank genome assembly.
AUGUACUUCUUUACUGCACAUUUCGGCCAUCCUCACCCAUGCUCCCCCGUGUUCCUUACCUGUGUUGCUAGCCCAUGUACUUUACCCAUUCCCUCCCCUUUUUCUCCCCUCCCCCAUCCCCAGGUGCUCUUUCCAACUGGAACCCCGACGACCCCGAACCAUGCAGCUGGACGGGCGUCGACUGCAACCCCUUCUCAUUUCUCCAUGUCCUUUUUCCUCGCUCUCCCAACACCCCUCCUCCCCAUCCCCAGGUGCUCUUUCCAACUGGAACCCCGACGACCCCGAACCAUGCAGCUGGACGGGCGUCGACUGCAACCCCUUCUCAUUUCUCCAUGUCCUUUUUCCUCGCUCUCCCAACACCCCUCCUCCCCAUCCCCAGGUGCGCUUGACAACUGGAACCCCAACGACCCCGACCCAUGCAGCUGGACGGGCGUCGACUGCAACCCCUUCUCUCGCCGCGUCACCUCCCUCUCCCUCCCCUACCGCACUCUCUCCGGCACCCUCGACCUCCCAGACCCGUCCCUUGCCUCCCUCUCAGACCUCCUCCAACUCUCCCUCCCCGGAAACUCCUUUCCAGGCUCCUUCCCCUCCGCCCUCUCCCGCCUCUCCUCGCUUCAAACCCUGGAGUUAGCAGAAACGGAGCUCUCAGGGGAAAUCCCGGGGAAUACCCUCUCCGCCCUCCGCCGCGUCGCCGUUCUAGACCUGCGCAAGAACGCCCUCUCGGGGCCAAUACCCCCGGAAAUCUCAGCUCUCAACUCCCUAAUCAAGCUAGACUUGAGAGAAAACGCCCUCUCCGGCUCCCUCCCUUCCGAAAUGCAGUCACUGGGACAGGUGCAGGACAUUUUACUUGACUACAACCAGCUAUCCGGUCCCCUCGCGCCAGCGCUCCUAGUCUCGCUCCCUAUCGUCCAGACCAUCUCGGUCCGGGGAAACGGGUUCGAAGGGGAGGUGCCGAAGGAAUUUGGGUAUGCGCAGCGGCUUUCGCGGCUGGAUUUGGGCGGGAACAGGCUGCAAGGGAGCAUUCCCGAGACGUUUGGGCAGAUGUGGAGUUUGACGUCUCUUCGGUUGGACUCGAAUCGGAUCGGGGGGACGAUUCCGUCAAGGCUGAAUACGCUGGGCCAGCUGCAGGUGCUGAUGCUGAACGGAAAUGAUUUGAUUCUCCCCCCUCCGCCUGUCUCGCCCUCACCCCCUCCCCCCGUUCAACCUCCCCCGCCCCUUCCAUCUCCCCCCCCGCUUCUUCCCCCUCCUCGUCCGCCUCUCCCCUCCCCGCCCGUGCUUCUCCCAGCUCCCCCUUUCCCUCCCCCCAAGCCCCCCUCUCCCCCCCGGAAGCGCCCGCCCCCAUAUCCCCGCUUUCCUCCUCCCCAUCCGCCCCCUUCCUCCCCAACCUCCCCUUUCUUCCCCGAAAUCACCCCCCCAAGCCCCCCCAUUCCCCCCCCGCCCAAGCGCACUCACCCCCCAAGGCCCCCCCGCCACCCCCGCCCCCCUUGGCCUCCCCCCCAACCCGUCCCCCCGCCCCGGCCCCCCAAACAUCCUCCUCCUCCCCCCCGCAAGCCCCCCACUCCUCCACGACCUCCCCCCAAACCGCCACUUGCCCUUCCGCCACUCGCCCCUUCCCCUGCACCUGCCCCAAGCCCUUCCCCCGCCAUCUCCCCCUCCCCAAGCCCUUCCCCCUCGUCUACACCAGCUCCCGCCCCUUCCUCCUCCCCCUCCCCUGCUCCCGCCUCCUCCCCCUCCCCUGCUCCCGCCUCCUCCCCCUCCCCUGCUCCCACCUCGUCCCCUUCCCCUGCUCCCACCCCCUCCCCAUCCCAUUCCCCUGCCCCUGCUCCUGCUCCCCUUCUCCCUCCUCUUGCUCCACCGCCCACUUCCCCCACUCCCACUCCUUCCCAAGCACCCUCUCCUCUCCCCACUCCUCUUUCUCCUCCUCCCACUCCUCCCUCCAACUCCCCACCACCACCACCAUCACCACCUCUCGACUCGUCUGGAAACUUAGAUGUAUCCUCUUCCCCCGCACCUCCUCCGCCCACUACAAGCACCAACCCCUAUGGUAACAACAACCUGGCCUGGUGGCAGCUGCUGGCGCUAUGUGCUGCCUCGUUACUAGCAACUCUGCUCUUUGCAGCGCUCUUCACAUUCGGCUGUCCUUAUCUGUGCGGCAUGGCAGCCCGGGCGAAGCAUAGGUAUAAAGGGGUGCCUACUAACGAGGAUGCGGCUCUGAAAGCAGAAGCUGAUGCAGCAGCUGCGGCGGCAGCAGCGGGGGCGGCAGGCGGGGCAGGAGCAGGGGCUUAUAGCGGGCCAUACAGUAACGAGUAUGGAAUGGAGGGUACAGAGGGAGGAGGAGGAACGGGAGGAGAAGGAACAACAGGAGGAGGAGGAGGAGGAGGAGGAGGAGGAGGAGGAGGAGGAGGAGGAGGAGGAGGAGGAGGAGGAGGAGGAGGAGGAGGAGGAGGAGGAGGAGGAGGAGGAGAGGGAGCAGCACUGCUAGGAGCAGCAGCAGCUGCAGGGGCAGUUGGUAUAGGCGCCGCCGCUGCAGCAGCAGCCGCCACGCGCUCAAAAUCAACAGAAGGAUCAGGCGAGGAUGACUCUAACGAGGAUAUAGCCAUAGCUGCCAUCGCAGGAGCAGGAGCAGCAGGGGGAGCAGGGGCGGAGGGCAGCUCGUCACUGGUAACCAUGUUUGACGGGCGGUCGGUGCGGGCAUCCGCGUUACUAGCUGCCACGGACGAGUUUGGCGCGAGCAAGAUGAUCACGCGGGGGCCGGGGCCGAGCGGGAGCACGGCGUUUGUGGCAGACAUGCUGGCGGAUGGCCCCAUGCUCGUGGCCAAGUUGUUACCAACAGUCACGGAGCAAGGGGAGGAUGGGGAGGAGUUUCCGGUACCUAUGAACCUGAAUAUGGAGGAAAUGCGCGCGCUGGCGGAGAUCGACCACCCGAAUGUGCUGCCGCUGCUGGGGUGCUGGGAGGACGAGAUCACCGGCAGGCGCGUGCUGCUGUACGAGCUCAUGCCCAAUGGAGACUUGAAUGACUUCUUGUAUGAUGAGGAGCUCUCCGAAAACUCCCUCACAUGGGAUGCCAGAAGGCGCGUGGCUCUCGGAAUAGCCCAGGGAGUGGCACAUCUGCACACGCUCUCUCUCCCUCUCCCGCCUGGGUCCCAGCUCGCCCCCGACCCCCUCGUGCACGGGUCGCUGCACCCGGGGAACAUCCUGCUGGGAGAUGAUGGGGAGGCGAAGCUGACUGAUACUGCUGGGGCGCGCGUUGCGUUUGAUUCCGACGAUGUGCACCACGGGUCGCUGCACCCGGGGAACAUCCUGCUGGGGGAUGAUGGGGAGGCGAAGCUGACUGACACUGCUGGGGCGCGCGUUGCCUUUGACUCCGAUGAUGUGCACGUGGCUCCAGAAACGUUGGGAUACACGCCACCUGGCCCUACAACAGCCACACCAGAGGGCGACGUGUUCAGCUUCGGCGUGGUUCUCUUGGAGCUUCUAACAGGACGCCCGCCGCUCGACCCGUGGUUUGCGGAGAACGAGCUGGGGGACGUGAUAGGGUGGGUGAACGUGUGCGUGGAGGAGGGGGCGGCGGGGGACGUGUUGGACCCGCGUGUGGCGGAUAUAGCGGAGUGCGAGGGUGAGAUGCUGGAGGUGCUAAAGAUUGCGCUGGUGUGUGUGGGGGAGGAGGCGGAGGAGCGGCCGUCCAUGGCUGAUAUAGUGUCGAUGCUGGAGAGAGUGGGGGAUGAGGGGAGUGGGUAG